CGAACAUCACAACAACAAAACAAAUCAAAUUGCGAAUUUCUAUACGGCGCGAAUGUAUUUUUCAACCUGUAAAUUAAUUUCAUUUUAAUUAGGUACUAUUUAUAAUUAUAUGGUGUAAAUGUAGGUGUAGUUGAUUUCUGUUCACAUAUUAAUAAUUCAUUCAUCAGUUGCCAUGGCUAAAGCAGAAUCUGCUACUAAUAUGGAUUGUUUAAACAUCGAAUUUAUGCGAUCUCUUGUAAAACAGUACUCAGAAUUGGGACAGUGGACAAGUGCAUUUUUCUGGGCUGAUGCUGCAGCUGCAGCCGGUAGCGGCAAUGGCCAGGCUAGUGGAGACGAUAUCUGGCUCUUGGCCAGUGCCAUGUUGGCUCGGGGGGAGCUUCAUAGAGCUGCACAUGCAGUCACUACAAGAGGCCUACACAAGAGGCACUUAUUGUGCCUUGGAGUGGUGAUGAGAGCGUUCCUGACUGCAAAAGAACCAGCGACUGCCCUUAGCAUGUUUGAUGAGUGUGAUCCAGCAUUAUUGGAGCCUCGGAACACUGACCAGACACAUAAUAGAGCGCUUGCAGGGGUAUUAGUGUGGCAAGCAAAAGCUCUGUCAAGUUUAGAGAGGAGGGAAGCGGCUGCGGAAGCCCUGACCUCCGCUCUAAGGGCGGACUGCGCUUGCUAUGAAGCCCUAGAUUUGUUGCUAGAUCAACAUGCGCUUACUUCAAAACAAGAAUUGGAACUAAUAGAAUCACUGCCGAUCAGCCAGCAGCUUAGCUCAGCGGAAGGUAUAUUAGUUCGGAUGGCCUACUACGAGCGGUUGCAGCGGUACGUGCCGCCCUCGCCUGCCGCUAUACCGCCCACCAUGGAUUGUCCAAUGGCGCAAGAAGUAGAAGCGGUCCGAGCCCGCACGGCGGAGGCGGCGGCGUGCCGCGCGCGGCGGCUGUGCGGCGCGGCGCGCUGGCGGCCGGCGCUGGCCGCGCUGCCGGAGCCCUGGGCCUGCGUGGCGGUCCGCGCCGCCUGCCUCGUGGAGCUCAGGAAGACCGCCGACCUGUUCGCCUUCGCCCACACCUUGGUGGACGCCUACCCGCAGGAGUGGACGUCGUGGUUCGCGGUCGGAUGUUACUAUUAUCUGAUUGGUAAAAGCGAGUUCUGUCGUCGCUACCUCAGCAAAGCCAAGUGCCUGGAGCCGGGCGCGGGCUGCGUGUGGCUGCUGUACGGCCACAGCUUCGCCCGGGAGAGUGAGCACGACCAGGCAAUGGCCGCCUACUUCAAGGCCAGCCAAUUGAUGAGCGGCUGCCACCUACCCCCUCUCUAUGUGGGUGUGGAGUGUUCCCUGCUUAACAACCCCAGCAUGAGUGCCAAGUUCCUCGCCAGAGCAGCCGCUUUACAUCAUGGAGUUGACUGCGCAGAGCCCCAAGCGGGCGAGGCGGAGGGCUCCAAGGGGCGCUGGGAGCGCGUGCUGGCGCUGGUGCACGAGCCGCACGUGGCGCACGAGGCGGGCGCGGCGGCCUUCGCGGCCGGCGACUUCAGGGCCGCCCGGGCUCUGCUGCUCAGGGCGCUCGACAUCGCCAGGGGGAACAAGGAUCUGGAUGACCUGGACGCGCGCUGGGCGCCGACGCUGGACGCGCUGGGGCACGCGGCGCGCGCGCUGGGCCGGGCGGGCGAGGCGCUGUCGUGGCACUCGCGCGCGCUGGCGCUGCGGCCGGCGCGCGCGGCGUCGCUGGCGGCGGCCGCGCUGUGCCUGGCGCUGCUGGGCCGGCCGGCCGACGCGGCGCGCUCGGCGCACGCGGCGCUGGCGCGCGACCCCGACGACGUGGUCGCGCACACGCUGCUGGACGCCAUUCUGGACAAACUGGACGCUGCCGCCGCUGUGUUCGCGGACGAGGAGAUCCCGCAGUUCCCGUUCCCGGAAGUGGCGGUGCCCCCCGCGCCGCUCACCCCCGCCACGCCCCACCCCCGCUCCGACCACACCAACACCUCCGACAUGAGCAUGAGUUUCGACUGAAAAUAAACUUGUAGCAGGUGGUGUCAUUUUCCACACGAUGCAGGUUUCAUAUAUGUUAGAUGAUAACCAUAUUAUGUUGGUAAUUAAUGUAUGCAUUAAACAGGAAUUAACACGAACAUACCGUUAUUCUCCUGACGUUUCGGCCGGGUUGCACCGACAGUGGUCACAGGAUGACUCUACUUUCAGACAUUUGUAAUGUCUAAAAAUUUUACUUUUACACUAGGUGAUGUCAUUAUGAAAUUGUAGAUUCCCUUGAUACGAUGUACUUUUACUAUUGAAUGUUUGUAUGUAUGUCUUUCCAGACAAAACAUUGCACCGAUCUCCAUGCUUUUUUAUUCUAUGAAUAUUCCGAAAAUCCUCAAUACGUGUACAAUAUGAAGGAAUUACGGAAGUUAUCACUUGGCUCAUAGACGUAGGAAAAAAGGCGGACACAGCGUGGCUUAAAGUGAAGCAUCGUAAUGGCGGCAUUGUACGCAUGUGUGAGUGACGGAAAACUUGCAUUCGUGAGAUAAUCUGUGACGCACCUAUUACGUAAUGGCGGCCAACUGUCACAUUGGCGCGAGGCAUGUAUAGUGGGCCGACUUCAUUUUGCCGAAUCGUAAAACUCCGUCUGCCUUUUUUUCUACGUCUAUGACAUGAUUAAUUAAGAAUCACCUUGCUUCCCUUUUGUAUAAACGCGUAGCUGUAUACUAGUUUUUACUUUUUUUUUCUAUCAACAUCUAUUCAUCCUUCUUGGCGGAUAUAUACUUGAGACUGGUUGUCAAAAAAUCAUUUACUUGCAUUCAUAGAUGUGCAAGUUAAAGCCUAAUAAAUAGUAUACUCAUUUAACCUAGGUGGACCAACCCGGGUGAAUUAAGUCUACUUUAUGUUUUUAAGUAAAUGGUAAUUCGUUGAUCGUGAAUAGACAACUUAAAUAUUCAAAAAUAAAUAAAAAUAACGUGAAUUUUCAAAUGACACUUUGAAAAUUUACGAUACUCGUCUCAUGCAUUAUGUAAAUAAGGCUUUUUUGGGUAUUUAAAGUUUACAUAGGUACCAUUGCAUUUCUUGUAAAUAGGUUAAUGUAAAUAUUGGUUUCCGUUUAAUUCUUUACAAAAUAAA
Messenger RNA from Amyelois transitella, 3088 nucleotides. It is a transcript of the gene Cdc16, whose product is annotated as cell division cycle protein 16 homolog. Gene Ontology annotation, biological process: cell division. Gene Ontology annotation, molecular function: protein binding. The record is from RefSeq and is a predicted model, not a curated record. The transcript has 11 exons. NCBI's taxonomy places the organism in Eukaryota, Metazoa, Arthropoda, Insecta, Lepidoptera, Pyralidae. The coding region runs from base 173 to 1990 and encodes 605 amino acids.